CUUAUGUAGUAUGCUAGUAUGUACUAUGUAGCCUGUAGGUGGAAUGAUCAAAGGACAAUUUUGGAUCUCUUUUCUCUGGUAAACCUGUUUUUCCCUGAUCGAGUUGUUGGCGAGCUGACAACGCUGUAUGCUGUAUGUAUCGCUUCCUUUGUGUUGAGUUGAGGUUCAGGAAUUUUCCGAGAAUUCUCUUUGUUGAUGGAAACGAAUUUGGUGGUAGAGUUCUCUCGCCCUUCUCCGCUUCUUUGUUUCAAACCCUGUAAUAUCAUCUUACAUACACAGCUAAAUUUCACACUCACACAUAUGUAGUAGUCUGCUGUGCGCACGCUAUAGUGCGCAAUUAUUGUCUUUUUGGGGUCCGGUUCAAAUACAUCGUUUCCAGUUCGUCGUAUCUUUCUACUUUUUCUUUUAUUUUUCUAUUUCUAGUUUCUUUGUCCUUGUCGAUAGUAUAGUCGAGUCGUAUCUUUUGUGAGUCAGCGUAUGCCUCUUGUCUUGUCUCCACUACACUCGCUUAUCGCUUUGGUCGUGAUGGUAUGGUAUUUCCUUUGUGUUCGAACCCGGCCGGUCGGGAUAUUGCGUUUUAGUUUUAGUUUAGUUCAGCUUCGCUUUAUAUGUAGUUGUAGUGUUCCUGUGUUCGCCUGAUCGACGGUUAGUCGUUAGUAAGUCGUUAGUCUUUGUUCUUGAAUUGGUGUGUUUAGUUUUGAGUAGCAUCAAGUCGUCGCGUUUUGCAGUCUCAAGGUUGUAAUUGCAUCACCUUUCGAAAAUCUGCUAUUUCGCGUGUAAUUUAGUCGCAAUUACAUUCGUGUGCCUGUUCUAUCGUAUAUUUUUCGGUUUAAUUUAAAUAAUCAUCCCUUUCGGUAUCUCGCCGCGGAUCGGUAAUCGAAGGAAUAACUAUUCAGAAACACCGUACCUCAAGAUGGCCGCCCGCAUCAUCCGGAUCACAUCAUCAUUUUGGUAUCUUGGGUAACGUGUUUGAAAGGUUGGAUACUUCGAAGUGAUUGACCAAGGUUCAAAUAUGGAAAGAAAUGAUGUCCCGGUGUUUUUCGCAUCGCCUUUGUCGCUGCAAGAACUCGUCUCCAGGAAGGUUGCGUUGUGUUUGUGGUUUGAGAAAUUUCGCAAUACUGCUUCAGAAUGUGCACGCUGGCCGUAUUUCGAUGUCUUUGAUAUGCUGGUCUUCUCUGAAGUUACCAUCGACGUCCCAUUUCCGAUCAAACGAAUGAUCGAAUCAGGUUUCGAUCCGGUCAUCAUAGAAUUGCUUCAUUGGCUGAAAAACUCGAAUAGGGUUUUAUAUCAUAUGGAAAUAAAUGAUAUUUACACUCGUUUAGAUCUAGUCGCUUUUGGAGGCAAUGGAACCAUCCAUUUUAGAGGCACAAUCGCGAACUUCCUCAAUGAUUCUUCUUUGAGCGAUCUAGUCAGAUUCAAAAUAGCUUGCGUCUUCUGCUUUGAAGAGCAAAUUGAUGCUUUGUGGCCAAUUGUUUGCGAUGAACCUGAACUUAACAUUGACGACAUGUACUUCCAUAACGAUUUCAUGUUGUUUUAUUGGAUCGCUCGAAAGAAACAGGAUAAAUUAUCCGAAAUGCUUGUGCCAGAACGUGGAGGCAUCGAUCACAACAAAGAUAUCGUCACAAAAUUCUCCAGUUGUACUGAAUCGCCUGAACGUGGAGUGCCUGAUCAUAAAAGCAUAGAUUAUCUCAAAGAUAUAAUCGGAAGAUGUUACGGGUGUAACUUAUGGUUGGCUAUGGAGUAUUUCAUGAAACUUCUAGAUCCAGUAGUGCAGCUAAAAAUGGUUGACGACAUAUUCUCAUCUUAUAGCGAUCCCGUGUGCACCGUUCAUUUGCUUCCUUCUCUCGAUGCGCAUCUGCAACGACGUAUUCUGAAUAAAUUAUUAUGCAAAGUUGUGAUCGAUAUGGCGCGUACGUUUACACGAGCUGAGUACGCGACUCAAGCCUGGCUUUUCAUUAAAGAUCUUAUCGGUAAAGAUAAAUUUUCUCGAAUGAUCAAUACCAUAAUCGACUUGAACUGUCAAUUGCCAUUUGAAUUCAUCCAGAAAGAUGAAUUGCUCGCAUGUAUUUGGUCUAGUGCAUCAAUUCAUUUGAAAGACGUGAGUGAUACCCUGUUGAAUUCUGUUGUGUCUACACUUGUAAUAGAUUUCAUAGGACGAAUCAGUUUUUUAGCGGCCGUUCUGUCGAGUGCUGAAAUUCCUAUUCGGUUAAACUUUUGGAACCAAAAUUGGCCCAAACUUAUCAGCAGCGUGUCACAGGCCCAAUUCGAAGAAUUAAUGAAGGUGUGCUUGGUAGAGCAGACUUCUAUCGAUGAUUUCGAAAGGCGUUUGAAGAACGAACCCGGUUUUCAAGAAUUUUACUGAACUUUAUUUCCAAGCGAUGUUUCAUAUUAAAAAGUAUUCUACCUGGUUGAUCACUUUUAUUCGGACAAAAAAUAAGUUAUUGAUGCGUAGAUAUUAAAAAAUGAGAUUAUGGAACAUAUGUAUACAUGUUUCAAAAUAUUAAUAAAGGAAAACUAGGGAGCUGCUGCUCCGCAGCCCUAACCCUCGGCUCGCGCCACCCGAAAAAAAUUAAAAAUAUUUCCACUGAAAAUUCAAAAUUGUCAAAAAACGCUCGAUGAUUUCCCCCAGUGAAAAUUCCCUUCAUCCGAGUAGAAAUCCCUGAACCUAAAAACCCUGGGAUCCUUGCGCUCCAGCCAAGCUCACAAUGGAAAAUGUUAUACCUACAGAUGUUCAUGAUGUUUUUAUUUUUCCCUUUUGUUUCAAGUUUUUGUUCAUAGAAUUUUCAUUUUUCAUUUGGGGGUUAUUAGGAUGACAUUUUUUGUGAUUUUCGAUAAUUUUAAGGUCUUUUUUGUUUUCAGUUUUAUUUUUGCAUUUUUCCUUGUUUUCAGUUUUAUUUUUGCAUUUUUCCUUGUUUUCAGUUUUAUUUUUGCAUUUUUCCUUGUUUUCAGUUUCUAAUUCAAUUUUAGAUUUUUUUUUGUUUAGAUGAU
This is a messenger RNA of Planococcus citri (citrus mealybug), 2988 nucleotides long. RefSeq lists its product as uncharacterized. NCBI's taxonomy places the organism in Eukaryota, Metazoa, Arthropoda, Insecta, Hemiptera, Pseudococcidae. Bases 1013 to 2362 code for a protein of 449 amino acids. The transcript is spliced from 2 exons. The record is from RefSeq and is a predicted model, not a curated record.